CCAAAUGUUGGCCCCGCCCCCUCGCCCCCCGUUUCGCGCCAUUCGCAGCUCUCCCGCCAUCCCGGCCGCUCCUCCCGCAGCCAUGAUCGGGCAGCAGACCCUGCAUUGCUUCUUCAGCCCCGCACCGACCAGGAAACGCAGCCGCACCCCAGAGCCUGGCGGUGAUAAUGAGGACGAUGCCGCUAAGAGGCUGAAAACUUCAGAUCCUGAAGCGGGCAGGGCCUCAACGCUGACCCCUGAGCAGCUGGAGCGGAUACGUAGGAACAAAGAGGCGGCACGACAGCGGCUGAACGAGCGCAGCGUUCCACCGGGCUUUGGGGAGAGCUGGAGGAGGCAGCUGGCGGCUGAGUUCACCAAGCCAUACUUCGUGGAGCUGAUGGCGUUCGUGGCCGAGGAGAGGAAGAAAUACAAGGUGUACCCGCCUCCAGAGCAGGUCUUCACCUGGACGCAGAUGUGUGACAUCAAGGAUGUAAAAGUUGUAAUUUUGGGACAAGAUCCUUAUCAUGGACCUAAUCAAGCUCAUGGGCUCUGUUUCAGUGUCCAGAAACCUGUUCCUCCUCCUCCCAGUUUGGAAAAUAUUUACAAAGAACUUUCCACUGAUAUUGAAGGCUUCACCCAUCCUGGUCAUGGUGAUCUGACUGGCUGGGCCAAGCAGGGUGUGCUCCUACUCAACGCUGUCCUCACAGUGAGAGCCCACCAGGCCACGUCCCACAAGGAGAGGGGCUGGGAGCAGUUCACGGACGUGGUGGUCUCCUGGCUGAACAAGAACCUGCAUGGUGUUGUUUUCAUGCUGUGGGGAGCUUAUGCACAGAAGAAAGGCAGCUCCAUUGACAGGAAACGCCACCACGUCCUGCAGACGGUUCACCCUUCCCCUCUCUCUGUGAACAGAGGCUUUUUUGGCUGUCGUCAUUUCUCCAAGACCAACGAGCUGCUAAAGAAAUCUGGCAAGAAACCCAUAGAUUGGAGAGCGCUGUGAGCUGCGAGGGUCGGCUCUGGGGCCUGGAUGGGUGCAAACAGCCCCAUGUUGGAAGGGCUGUCUGGUUUCUUGUGAAACUUUUGCUGACCUGAGGGUUGUCCUCUGGAUGUCGAUCAAGGAACAAAAGGCUGAACUCCAAACUCUAAGACACUUGGGUUUGUUUUUUUUUCCCCAAAGCAAAUUGACUUGUCUGCUUUUUGAAGGGAUCUCAGCCUGGCUUGAAGCAAAGGAAAACAGUUUCAUGUUGAUUUGUUUGGGGUUUUUUGUUACGCUGGGAAUGUUUUUUGAAGGCCUUGUGAAGGGCUGUGACUUCUUGCAGGUGAAGCUGCUCAGCUGUUGUACAUCGCCUGCUUUGCUUCUCCCUUCUCCCCUGCAUCCUGCUGUACAAAUCUGUUUCUUAGUGCGGGGAGUGGAACUGGAGCUGCUGGUCCCCAUUGGAGCCGAGGCUUAUUUAAAAGCAAUGCACCAUCAGAGGCUUUACCUGGUGUGUCGCUGAGGUUUCAGGGUUAACCAGAUGAGCUCCAUGAUACUGAGGUUCCUGCAGCUGCCACUUCCAGCAGAUACGUGUCCAUCAAGCUGCCAAGUGAUGGGCUGAAGGGUUCAGAAUAUUUACAAUCUUAAAUCUUAAUACAGAGAUAAUUCUGUGUUUGCCUUCGUAGGAGGAGAAAAUUAUUUGCUCUGGUGGCCAGAAAUGUUUGAUCUUCCUGACUGAAUGAGAGGUCUGGGUGUCCAGUCCUGCUUUGUGUUUUCUUUUAAUGAAAGUGCCUUGUUCAGAAGUCAUUAUGUUUUUUAAAGCCUUGUAUUUACUCCAGGAGGUGACACCAGUUUGGGUUUGCUGUGUUGUGUUUGUUUUUGUAAAUAAAAAACCCUUUUCUUUA
Molecule: messenger RNA, 1854 nt
Organism: Coturnix japonica (Japanese quail)
Lineage: Eukaryota; Metazoa; Chordata; Aves; Galliformes; Phasianidae
Gene: UNG
Product: uracil DNA glycosylase
Biological process (GO): base-excision repair; base-excision repair, AP site formation via deaminated base removal
Cellular component (GO): nucleus; mitochondrion
Molecular function (GO): uracil DNA N-glycosylase activity
Source: RefSeq, a predicted model, not a curated record